UGGUUGAUUGGGGACAGAGCAUCGCAACGUGAGCGCGCUCAUCCACCACCUCUAGGGCUCGCGGACAGUUGACAGGACCGACAGGAAAGGGAAAGCUCGCACACGCUUUUUAAUCAGCGCUUUUUUCUUUUUGUAAUUAACCGACCGUUAGGGAACUGAAGGUAAACUGACGUCGUCACAUCGCGCUGAAUUAACGGGAGGAACAUGUCAACGGCCGGCUCCAUUAUUCCACAGGUACAUCGGGGUAAUUUUUUUCCCUUUGCUGUGAUAGAGUUUGGUUCUUCAAGUUAAGGCUUUCUAAAUGAAAAGCGCCACAAUAUUGGACCGAUUAAAUAAUCCUGUAACAAUCCAAGGACUGCAUGAGAGAAACCUAAGAGGACCACUACAAACAACUGGCAGUGUGUUAAACAAGAAGGUCCUAAAGCAAAGGGAUGCAAAACAGACAAUCGACAUCUCAGUAAAGAAAACGGAAAAACCAUCAGACUCUUUCCUUGAAUUCCCACCAAAGCCUAACUCUUUUACUGAACGUGUCAUAAAGGGAGGUUAAUACAUAAGCGAAGAUGAACCCUUAUGUCACUUCACACUUCAGGAGGGAUCUCUUUCCCCAUUUCCAUUUGUUGUAGAUUUUUGUCUAACCUGCUGUUACUGGUUGAAUUAAAUAGCAUUACCUAUAUUUGUGCAGCUAUAUUAGUAGCUCAUGUCUAUCAUUUUCAGUUUCUUUGUACUCACCACAGUGCAGGAUUAUGGUUGAGGGUUUGAUUCUGUGUACUGUUUCAAAGGGGAUGUGGAUUCUCUGUAUACAUGUCAGGAUUCAGUAGAAGAGUUCUCUGGAAAUGGUUGGGCAAGGUAAAUACUAACUCUACAAGAUUUUCAUUUCCAGAUAUAUUUGCACGGAUCCCUUUUGCUUUAUUUAAGCCGUUGUUGGUUUUUAAGAAUUAUUUCUAUAUACUAACUUUGAAUGCUUUUUAGAGUAGAUGCACUUCAAAGUAACUUAUGCAUUAUUUUUGCAUUGCAUCUGCAUGUAUUAAUUUUCCAUUUUGUUUGUGGAAACUCUCUGAUAUUCAGGUAGCCCUUUGUGAUCUGGUUCAAACUGAGAUGAUGAGUAAUUGACUACAAUCUACAAACCCAGUUAUGCUCUCAGCCACUUUAGUUAUCAGCCCUUCUCAGCUCUUCUCCUUCUGUGGCAUACACCUGAUCUAUCUACUUUGGUGCCCGACCUCCAGAAAAAUAUAGAAAACUUCCUCAGGCAUAGGCGUUUUAUCAGCCGUAAUGCUGAGCUGUAAUGAGGUAUGUCUGCUCUGAGAGACUAACUGUUGCAUGUGAUUGGUAACAGCCAUGUAGUUCAGGUCAAUAAUAUUCACACAACAGUCAGUAAAACAAGUCUUCACCAAAUUGACAAUGGCUGCUAAACAGAUGUGCAGAGCCUUAGAAAGAAAACGUGAAAUUGUUAAAGCAGUGACAUGAUUGAACAGGAAAUGGAAAACAAAACAUGGUUGUUUCAGUUGGGACCCUUUUGUUGGGCAAAAGUAACAUUUCCUUGACAACUGCUAUUUAACACUUGACUGUGUGUACUAUAUUCAGUGCUUCAUCCAAGACAUAUUGGCACUGAAUUAUGAAAGAUGAAUGAUGACUGUUUGCUUUUGAUGAACUGAAAGUACUGUACUCUUUGUUUCCACAUGCCCAUACCAAGGGGUUGUGACACUGGAGAGAUCUUUGAUUGUAAGAAUUGGCAUGUUUUUUUUCUUUUUUUGAUUGCAUGUUGGAAAUGUUUUUAUCAUAUUGUCCCAUUUUAUGUUUAAGUCUUGUCACAAUAUUAUAAAAGGUACAGUACCCUGUUACGAGCUGUACAUCCUUUACAUGUUUCCAUCUCCAUCCUCCUUCUCCAUUGCAUUAUCAGUGUAUAGCUUUUAUCCAUUGAUGCCUGCUCAAGGCUUCCCUUUUAUUUGUUUGGAACUGAACAGAACCAAUCCCGCAUGCUUUUGUGAUGUCUGAGGUCCAACCGGCCCUAUCACUCCUUGUCAAAAGACUUCUUGCAAACUAGGGGUCACAGAAAUAUACUUCUUUGGCUGCUGCUGACAUCCUUGUUUUCAGCUCACCUCACCCAGUGAGUAUGACUUUUAUGGACAUUGGUUGUUAAUGAGUGCACCCGAGGACCUACUAUAAGAAAGCCCAAUUUGUUUGCUGAGGGAUUUAUCACUGAAAAGAUAGACUCUACUGGGAAACAUUACAAGUUGGCGAAAGUAAGUGACUGAUCAAUGGCCUUCGAGGGAAUUAUCCUCUGGUUACUAUUGGCCACUAUGGACUUCACUAUGGAGCAAUUAUCUCUUCAAUAAGGACUGAAAGACUGACUAUGUUGUAAACAUCAAACAUUUAAUUGACUGUAUGAAGGUGCUGAAUUGCCUCAUCAACAUUUGAAUCCAGGCUCACUGAGGAAUACAGCGUUAUUGUGCACCAUAAGAGAGAGGAGACUUUUUGUUUUUUGUUGUUUUGGAUUGUACGUGAUGGGAGCGGCACGUGUGAAACGUCGUUUCAGUGCUGUGGUAGACGGGCCAGUGGAGGAGGAGGAGGUCAUGAGGCUGGCACAGAGUGCUGCUGACACGGCUAGGGCAGGGGGGAGUCCAAUGGGGUCAGGGACCCCAACCAGCCCCUCCCCGACCCAUGCCCUGAACGGCAAAACUCUACCUCUUCAGAGCAACACCCACAAUGCACAGAGGCAGAGUGCCAUUGGAGUUGGGGGAAACGCAGGAGAAGGCGGGGUGAGAGCAGGAGGAAUGUGCUCAGGGCUAAGGAGUGAAAGAGGCAGUAGUGUGGGAGGAAGAGAAAAACGGCGCUCAUCCUCGGACCAGAAUUCACUCUCUUCCCCCUCCACUACCAACCGCCGGCGCACCAGGUGCUCAAGCCGCCGGCCCCGACAACGCUUUGUGGGCAAGGACGGACACUGCAACGUCACCUUUGUCAACAUAAGCGAAAGGGGCCAGCGCUACCUUAACGACCUCUUCACCACCUGUGUGGACAUUCGCUGGCGCUGGAUGCUGAUCAUCUUCACCCUCUCCUUCCUUCUCUCCUGGCUGCUCUUUGGAUUUGCCUUCUGGCUCAUUGCCUCCGUGCAUGGGGACCUCUCCAUUCGGCUUACCCCCAGCUCAGGUUCCUCUCCAGGAUCAGGAGAGGCCGGGUCUGGAGGAGAGUCUGAUAGAGAGGCAGUGGUUGAGGAGCCGUGCUUCCUCCAGGUGAACAGCUUCAUGGCAGCCUUUCUGUUCUCCUUGGAGACGCAGACAUCCAUAGGUUACGGCUUCAGAAGUGUUACCGAAGAAUGUCCCCUGGCGGUGAUGGCGGUCAUUUUGCAGUGCAUUGUGGGCUGCAUCAUUGACGCCUUCAUCAUCGGGGCAGUCAUGGCCAAGAUUGCCAAGCCCAAAAAGCGCAACGAGACACUGGUGUUCUCUGACACAGCUGUGGUGGCGCUGAGGGACGGGAAACUCUGUAUGAUGUGGAGGGUCGGAAACCUUCGCAAGAGCCAUCUGGUAGAGGCACAUGUUCGAGCACAGCUACUAAAGCCAAGGGUGACAGAAGAGGGAGAGUUCCUCCCGUUGGACAAUAUGGACAUCAACGUGGGGUUUGACACUGGCACUGACCGCAUCUUCUUGGUCUCGCCAGUGACUAUUGUCCACGAGAUCAACGAUGAGUCACCUUUCUUUGAGAUUGACCGAAAAACCUUGGAGAAUGACUCUGAAUUGGAGGUGGUGGUCAUACUUGAGGGCAUGGUGGAGGCCACAGCUAUGACCACACAGUGCCGUAGCUCCUAUCUGGCUUCUGAAAUCCUCUGGGGACACAGAUUCGAACCAGUGCUCUUCGAGAGGAAAGAUUGCUACCAGGUGGACUACUCAUUCUUCCAUCAGACAUACGAAAUUCCAAACACACCUUCAUGCAGCGCUAAGGAGCUGGCCGAGCAGAAGUACAUUCGCAGCUCACGCUCGUCAUUUUGCUAUGAGAACGAAGUCGCUCUGCAGCUCGUCUCCCCUGAAGAUGAGCCUGGCCCAGACCCUGAGUGUCCCUCCCCAUCGAUCCGAAGGCAAUCCCUGGCCGAACAUCUUCACUACAAUUGAACCUGUUGGAUAGGAGGCCUUAAGGGAAAAGAGAUAGAAAGUUGACCCAGAGGUUUAGAGGAAGAAUAGGCAAAGAGAGAGAGGGUUAAACUAGUAGAAAUUGGCAGACCAAUAGAGACCGGAUUAAAAGUCGUUAGGGCGAGUGUCUCGAUAAAGGAUAGGAGGCAACAUUGUUUACAGUGAUUGGACAGGGAACAAAGUCCAAAAUAGGAGCAAGUCAAAAGCUCCAUUACAACUUUUACAAGUUUGCAAGAUUUAGAUAAGUACUACUAUACAGAUUAGAUUGCACAGAGAAAUAUAAAGGACAGAUAGAGAGAGGUUUUGGUUCAGUAUUUUAGGGAGCCGGGUUACUACACUGGCUUAGUUGUCUGAUUGGACCUGGCAAUCUUUUAGGAUCAUUGAAAACUUGUCUGCUAAGUCUCACAUCUGGCCCGGCACUACCACAACACGCCCAUCUGGCUCAAAUACCUGACUGGAAGAAUAUACAGCAGCACCCCAUGGUGACUCUACCAUGCAACUGCAACUGUUCAAUAAUCUGUUUGGGGUGGCUUCUGUAUGAAAUGAAUGGCAGUGUACCUUCUGAGGUACAACUCAGGAAUGUAUUCCACUACGAUGCUGAAUUAUCAUUUUAAUGUUUUAUUUUCGUAUGGUAAGUAUGGAUAGUGUACAUUUUGCAAAACUACUACUGAGAAGGUAGUUGAGCAUUAGGCUAGGCUACUUGUAGAACCAAAGCAGAGCAACAGUAGCAUGGAGAAACAGCUGAAAACUAGCAGUGAUUUUGAGCAGUUUCUUUUCCAUGUUAUGUUACGUAUGUUGUUUGUUUUGGGUCUUUAUUAUGUCAUGCAAAAAAAAGUUCACUGAUUGUAACAUUUUGUUUUAUUUAAUAAUUUUGUGUUGAGUUGAAUGCCAUGUGGCGAGGUCAGAGUAAGCAUCCAUGUGAGCAUUGUAGUGUUAGAUACACAAUGACAGAUGAUGUUGUCUGUGUCUAUACUAGUUAAAUACGAUACAUUCUUUCUUGCACUACUAUCUACAGUAUCUUCUCAUGUCCUGAAAUCAACCACACUGUAUUGUUUUGCUGUGUUACAUUUGGAUUGUAGUACUUAGUGACUGAGCUAUGACAUUAUAAUCUUUUAAGUGUCUUGGCACUUGGAAGACCGUUGAUGAUUUAAAGGGGUUCCUCUCAUUCGCUCUGUAAAUGCACAGGAUACCCAAAGUCCCGUCCAACACCACUAGAACGUUCGUAACUGAACUGAAUAGGAUAGAUGUGAUGGUGGUGACUAUGGUUUGCUGUUUCUGCAUCUCUGAGAAUAAAACAGCUGUCUAACAUCUGCGCAAUUGGAUGAGGAUUGAACUGGACACUACACCUCAUAGAAAAUGAUACUGUAUUUUUGUGCCCAUAAAAUCAUGUUUCAUGGUAUUAUGUUCCAAUGUGCUACAGUUGGUUCCUCUCACAAAUUGUGAGAUCAGUGUAGUGAGUGGUGCCUUCAUAACAAACCAGAGAUUUUGCAACUGGCCCUUCAUCUGCAGCAGUUAAUUUCAUGUUUGAAAUGUACUUAAAGCAUAUUUUUAUUAUGUAUUUUCAUACUGCUACUUAUGCAAGAGUGUUUAAUCAAUCACUUUAACAUUUGCAGGAUGUUUUUCUAAAUAGACAAAAAUGUCUUUACUGUGAAUCUGCUCAGUAACUGAGUAGUCCCAAUAAUAAUCUCUAGACAAGUUAUGGGUUCCAAGAUUGUCUCAAUAUGAACAUGCACUGAUAACAUAAAUAGGUUUUUAGCUGUGUUGUAUUGUAGACUAUGUAAUAGUUGCUCAUUGUAGUUAAAUGACAAAGCACUUGGAAUGUUCUUGUUGAUUUUAGAUCCUGUAAUGAUUUGUAGGAAAUCAUGCCACUAUGAGUAUUUAAGUGUUCGAUUAAAGAAAAUGUUGUUACUCAAUGUCAGGAGUGCAACAUGAUAUAAAGUGUUGACCAAUAAUCAGCCUGUCCAAAGCACAUCCUUGGAACUUGUUCCAUUUACUUUGCACUAAAGUAGUAUAUGCAGAUUAAUAUCACUAAUGACGCUUUACAACAGCAUAAAAGUGUUGCUGGAUCAGCACACAUUAACCUCAAGUCAUCAAUUGCAGUGUUUUCCUUCAGUUAUUUAUGGUUACCCCAGGGCGGGUGAGGUAUUGAUAACAUAUAAUCUGUUGCAAUUAGUGUUAAGGCCAUUUUUCUGUUUGUGUUCUCCCUUGCACUUCUCCUUUAUGACUACUAUACCAUGUUCUAUUUAUAGGCUGCAUGGGUCAUGUUGUUCACCCUGCCUCCACUUGUAACUUGAACUUACUGCACCAUCACUUUAACUACUAUAGCACUGUUUAAAAACCCAAGAAAAAAUAGACAGAUGGAUUAUUUGGUAAUGUCACUCCUUAGGAUUCACUUCUCACAGUAAACACAUUUUUUAAAUCAUACUGUAUGUAUAUACAUAGUGUAAAAUAAAUAGUAUACUGUAAUAGAUACAUUAUUAAUAAAUGAGUGACAUGAAACCAAUAAAAGCUGUUGCUACCUUUCUCAAGUUAUUAUUCUAAAGAGAUAGGGAAACCUUUCCGCUCCAGCACUGAAAUGUAAUUUCAGCGUUGCCUUGGGCACAGAGCACUUCUAGAUGAAACUGAACUGUUUGUAGAGCAAAUAAAACACAGGGAUUGAAUUG
Messenger RNA from Etheostoma spectabile (orangethroat darter), 6781 nucleotides. It is a transcript of the gene kcnj14, whose product is annotated as potassium inwardly rectifying channel subfamily J member 14. Lineage: Eukaryota; Metazoa; Chordata; Actinopteri; Perciformes; Percidae. Bases 2502 to 4100 code for a protein of 532 amino acids. The transcript has 6 exons. Gene Ontology annotation, biological process: regulation of monoatomic ion transmembrane transport; potassium ion import across plasma membrane. The record is from RefSeq and is a predicted model, not a curated record. Gene Ontology annotation, molecular function: inward rectifier potassium channel activity. Gene Ontology annotation, cellular component: plasma membrane.